Mugil cephalus (flathead mullet) is the source of this 2713-nucleotide messenger RNA. Its product is annotated as MAGUK p55 subfamily member 3-like. The record is from RefSeq and is a predicted model, not a curated record. Gene Ontology annotation, cellular component: plasma membrane; cell-cell junction. Gene Ontology annotation, molecular function: protein binding. The transcript has 20 exons. The coding region runs from base 412 to 2244 and encodes 610 amino acids. NCBI's taxonomy places the organism in Eukaryota, Metazoa, Chordata, Actinopteri, Mugiliformes, Mugilidae.
AGAGCGACAGAGGGGGAAGGGGCGGCUCAGUGAGCGUCAGAUUGGAUGGAGCCGAGAAAUAAAAUCUAAUGUGUGGCGCUCAGCUGGAGACAGAGUGAACGGAGAGAGAAGGAAGAAAGAAAACACAAAGGGGGUCAGACUGGAGCCGGAUCCGGACCCGGAGCCGGAGCCGAGGCUGAGGCGAGUCGACAGGAAAACACACAAGAGAGAGAAGGAGGCUGAGAGGAGCCUCAACAAGGCAUGUGUCUGGUUUCACCGCUCGGCCACACGUGAAGAGGAGCAGAAGAAAACGGGGAAACGGUUUCUUCCCCCCCCCGACCCCCCUCCACCACCACCACCACCACCACCACCACCUCCACCCCCCCUCCGCCCCCUCGUCCUCCGUCCUCCGUCCUCCUGCCUCCGCCCUGAAUGAUUGAAGCCAUGCCCAUCGCGUCUGCAAGCACGGGGCUGCAUGAGACUCUGGCCUUGCUCACCUCUCAGCUCCACCCCGACGCCAACCACAAAGAGGACCUGGUCUUCCUCAAGGACGUCUUCAGCGAGAAGAGCAUCGGUUACCUCAUGAAGAUCCAUGAGAAGCUGAAGCAGUACGAGCAGCAGAGCCCGACGCCGGUCCUGCACAGCGCCUCCUACCUGGCAGAGGACCUGGCCGAGGAGCUUCAGAGUGGAGCCCUGGAGGAGGACGAGAGAGAACUGCUGCUCCUGCUGAGCACUCCUCACCUUAAGGCCGUGCUGUCAGCGCACGACACAGUUGCACAGAAGAAGUUUGACCCGGUGCUGCCGCCACUGCCGGAUGAUCUGGACGACGACCUGGAGGAAGAGUCGGUGAAGAUCGUCCGUCUGGUGAAGAACAAGGAGCCGCUGGGAGCGACCAUCCGGAGAGACGAGGCCACGGGGGCUGUAAUCGUGGCCAGAAUCAUGAGGGGAGGGGCGGCCGACCGCAGCGGUCUGGUGCAUGUAGGGGAUGAGCUGCGAGAGGUCAACGGAAACCUGAUCACACACAAAAGGCCGGAUGAAAUUAGUCAGAUUCUGUCCCAGUCACAAGGCUCCAUCACGCUGAAAAUCAUCCCGGCUGUCGCAGAAGAAGACAAACUGAAGGAGAGCAGGGUGUACCUCAGGGCUUUGUUUGACUACACGCCUUUCGAGGACAAGGCCACGCCAUGUCAAGAGGCAGGACUUCCCUUCAAGAGAGGGGACAUCCUUCAGGUCGUCAGCCAGGAGGACGCCACCUGGUGGCAGGCCAAGAAGGUGGGCGACCCUAACCUCCGAGCCGCCCUCAUCCCCUCCACGCAGUUUCAGGAGAGGCGCCUGAGAUACAGAAUGAAAGUGGGUUCCUUCCCUGCUCCCACGUCACCAAAGGCUCCUCCGUACGAUCGGACUGACAAAGAAGACUGUGACAGUAAAGGUUCUCUGAACGGAAAGGACGUAGGUGAGGAAACACAAUCAAGUAAGGCAGCCCCUGUCUUCUGUGGCCAUGCUUUCUCAUGGGAUUUUUACUCAGCUAGCCUGCGCCGAAGCUUCCGCCACAAGAAAGAUCGCCAGGGUUCGCCGGGAGAGCCGCAAACUCCUGAUGCCAAUCACACGGAGUUCCUGAUUUAUGAGGAAGUCAUGCAGUAUCUGCCGCGCCCUGGUGACAGGCCCCGUCUUAUCGUACUGAUAGGUUCACUGGGAGCUCGCAUCACUGAGCUCAAACAGAAGGUGAUCGCGGAGAAUCCUCGACAGUACGGUUUGGCUGUGCCUCACACGACUCGAGCCAGGAAGAGUCACGAGAGAGAAGGAGUGGAGUAUCACUUUAUCAGUAAGGCAGCGUUUGAGGUCGACAUCCAGAACGGGAAGUUUAUUGAAUACGGAGAGUACAAGGAGAAUCUGUACGGCACCAGUUUGGAGUCUAUUCACAGAACUUUGGAGCAGAACAAGCUCUGUCUGGUGGACGUUCAACCUGAGGCACUGAAGACUUUACGGAACGCAGAGUUCAAACCAUACGUCAUCUUUGUCCGGCCUCGCAUCUACGACGGUCGAAGAAAACAGUUUGGAUCCAGCUCCUCACUCAGCGUUGGGGUCACGGAGGACGACCUGCAGGAGAUGAAGCAGUCGGCCGAGCGGAUGGACGAGUGCUACGGCCACUGGGUGGACUACGUGUUGGUGAAGGAGGACCCGGUCAGUGCCUUAGCGGAGCUGCAGGAGGCGCUGGAGAGGGUGCAGAUGGAGGCUCAGUGGGUGCCUGUGUGCUGGGUGAGGCGUUAAGGGGUCCGGCCUUUUCCUGCCAUAUUUAGAACCGCAAGGGCCGAGCGGAGGAGCCACCGUCCUCGAAGUCUGCGGCGACCUCGCUUCCUCAUGAGUCUGAACAUCCAACAAGGUCGACGUUAAAAACGACCACGUGGGGGCGUCCUGAUCUUUAUUAUUAGAAUCUGAAUCCCUGUAGCGUCAAACAUGUCUUAUUCUACUACUAAUACUUAUACUAGAAACCAGAAGAAGAGUUUCCUGGAGACAAAUCUUCCACAUUAACUCUGACUUAAAGAAAGACCGGAUCGGGACAUCCCUACCUACUACAUCCAGUAUCACGUCUCCAGUAGACGCGCCUCAGCUAAAGGCUAAAGUGUUAAGACGCCCAAUGUAACAGCAGCUAUAAUGUGAAGUGCCAUAUCGAACGUGUUGAAUUUAGAUCAUUUGUGAAGCAAAAAAAUGAUUAAAUAAAUGAAAUCUGCUAAAGCUG